AUGUUGGCAGAGAAUCAGAGCUCAAUAACGGACUUUUUCAUUAUGGGAUUUCCAGGACUUCUUCCCCGUUAUUAUGGUCUCAUUGCCACUGUCUUAUGCUUGUUAUAUGUCUUUACUAUACUUGCAAAUGCAAUAUUUCUUGCAAUAUUUAUAACAGACCAGAAGCUUCACAAGCCCAUGUACUUCAUCAUAUUGAACCUGGUUGUGUCUGACGUGUUGUUCAGCACCACCACCUUGCCGAAGAUCAUUGCCAGGUACUGGUUCCAAGCAGGGACCAUUUCAUUCACUGCUUGCUUUGUCCAGAUGUAUUUUGUGCAUUAUUUUGGAUCUGUUAACUCCUUUGUAUUACUAAUAAUGGCUAUAGACAGAUACGUGGCAAUUUGUCACCCUCUUAGAUACUCCACGAUAAUUACAAACUCAAUUAUUUUUAUACUCAGCAUCAUUUCGUGGGUGAUUGCCAUCGGCAGCCCACUGAUGAGUGUAAUUAGGGCAUCUCCUCUGCCUUACUGCUCAUCUAAUGUUAUUGUUCAGUGUUACUGCGACCAUAUUUCUAUCACAACGCUGGCAUGUACUGACAGGGCUGCUUACGCGUAUCCUGCUUUUGCUUCUGCUAUGGUCGUAUUACUGGUGCCUUUAGCAUUUAUCUUAUUUUCUUAUUGCUCUAUACUUGUUGCAGUCUUUAAAAUCGCCACCACCCAAGGUCGCCUCAAAACCCUCUCCACCUGCAGCGCCCAGCUCAUCAUCAUUUCCCUUUACUAUCUCCCUCGGUGUUUCGUGUACAUGGCGAGCAACGUGGGCAUUACAUUCAGCCCAGACUUGCGCAUCGCAGUCAUCAUGAUUUACAGUUCGUUCCCUCCCAUGGUCAAUCCGCUGAUAUACUGUCUACGGACUAAAGAGGUGAAGGAAAGUCUAUUCCAAAGGCUGAAGAAACGAGUAGACAUACAGAAAGCAAACGUGCUGACAUGA
Brienomyrus brachyistius is the source of this 966-nucleotide messenger RNA. RefSeq names its product olfactory receptor 52B2-like. Gene Ontology annotation, cellular component: membrane. Gene Ontology annotation, biological process: G protein-coupled receptor signaling pathway. Gene Ontology annotation, molecular function: G protein-coupled receptor activity; olfactory receptor activity. The record is from RefSeq and is a predicted model, not a curated record. The transcript has a single exon. NCBI's taxonomy places the organism in Eukaryota, Metazoa, Chordata, Actinopteri, Osteoglossiformes, Mormyridae. Bases 1 to 966 code for a protein of 321 amino acids.